Molecule: messenger RNA, 2535 nt
Organism: Rotaria sp. Silwood1
Lineage: Eukaryota; Metazoa; Rotifera; Eurotatoria; Philodinida; Philodinidae
Source: the annotation of a GenBank genome assembly
AUGUGUCGAAACUUACAGAAAACCGGUUGGUUACAAUUGAACGAGACUCACCUUAAUGGUUAUGUACAUAUUGCGACAAGUCUCCGCAGCUUUGGAAAAAUCCUCUUUCGACAAGCCAAGUAUGAUGAAGCACUUAUUUUUCAUCAGCAAGCACUGGCAAUGUUCGAAAAAUAUUAUCAAUCACCUCAUAUCAAUAUAGCUGUUAGUCUUGACUGCAUUGCUUAUGUUCUUACAGCUAAUAACGACUACAAUAAAGCCCUCGAUUUCUGUCAACGAGCGAUGUCAAUCUAUACGAGAUAUUAUCCGAAUGACCAUGUUUACAUCGCCUUCACCCUCAACUACAUCGGUUACAUUCUUUGUUGCCAAGGCAAAUAUGCUGAAGCUCUGAAGAUCCAUGAAAAUGCAUUAACAAUACAACAAAAGCAUUAUCCAUCUGGUCAUGUCGAUAUAGCUUAUAGUCUUUGUGGUAUAGGAAUAGCUCAGCUUCAACAAGGAAAACAUGGUGAAGCUCUGACAUUCCACGAACAAAGCCUGGAAAUUCUACAGAAAUACUGUUUUUCUGGUAACGAUGACAUUAUUCGUAUUUUAAACAACAUUGGCUAUAUACAAAGGAAACAAGGAAAGUAUGAUGUAGCUCUUGAUUAUCAUCGACGAGCACUAGCACUUCAAGAGAGAUAUUAUCCAUCUUAUCAUGCUAACAUCGCUAUCACUCUGAAUUACAUCUCUGAUGUAUUAUUUUGUCAAUCAAAAUAUGAUGAAGCUCUAUGCUGUUGUCAACAAGCAUUAAUAAUUCAAGAGAACUAUUAUCCUUCAGGUAAUGCCUCAAUGAUCUGUAGCCUCAACAACAUUGGCAACAUCUUUUAUAAGCAAGGAAAAUACAAUGAAGCUCUAAUUAUUUAUCGACGAGCACUAGCAACUGUCGAAAAACAAAGUUCAUCCGAUCACUUUUCCAUUUCCUGCUAUAUGAACAACAUUGGGAAUAUAUUAUGCAAGCAACAAAAAUAUGAUGAAGCUCUUGAUUACCAUUGGCGAGCACUCGAAAUCCAAGACAAAUAUUGUUCAUCUCGUCAAGAUGAGAUAGCUAAUACUCUCAAUUUCAUCGGUAAUAUCCUCAUUGGACAGAAAAAAUACGAUGAAACCUUGAAAUUUUAUGAACGUGCACUCGAAAUGCAAGAGAAAUAUUAUCCAGAUGGUCAUGUGAACAUAGCGAUAACUCUCAUUAAUAUUGGCACAGUAUUUCGUCAACAACAAAAGUUUAAUAAAGCAAUUGAAUAUCAUCAAAAAGCACUAGAGAUUCAAGAGAAAUAUUAUUCAUCAGGAAGUGUCAUCAUAGCUGAUACCAUCAAUCGUAUCGGUCAUGUUCUGUACCAUGAAGAAAAGUAUGAUGCAGCAAUUGACUAUUAUCAACAAACACUUUCAACACAAGAGAGCUUCUAUCCUGAUGGUCAUAUCGAAACUUCUCGUACUUUCAACUUCAUUGGUAACACUCUAUAUAAACAAAAUAAGUACGAUGAAGCACUUCAGUUUCAUCAAAAAGCCUUGUCUAUUCAAGAAAAACAUCAUGAAUUUGCUCAUGUUGAUAUUGCGAACAGUCUGAACUCUAUUGGUAAUGUGUUAUAUAGCCAAAAGAAAUAUGAUGAAGCGAUUGACUUCUAUCAACGAGCACUAAGAGUUCGAGAGAAAUUUGAUGCAACUAAUCAUGUUGGUAUUGUUAAUAGCCUGAUAAACAUCGCCAAUGUCUUAAGAGAUAAAGGAAAAUACAAUGAAGCUAUCGAGUUUCAAAAACGAGCAUUGAUAAUACGAGAACACCAUUAUACUUCUGAUCACGUAAAAAUUGCUUAUAGUUUUGGCAACAUCGCUAAUAUUCUUAUUUUACAAAGAAAAUAUGAUGAAGCUCUCAACUUUCAACAACAAGCAUUAACACUUCUCCAAAAUAACGCGCCUAGUGAUCAAUUUAGAAUUGCUAGAAGUCUCAAGAACAUCGGUUAUACUCUAUUUGAGCAAACAAAAUAUGAUGAAUCUCUCGAAUUUUAUCAACAAGCAUUAAUUAUAUUCGAAGAAUAUUAUCCCAAUGACCAUAUUGAAAUUGCUGAUUGUCUAUUCUGUAUUGGUGUUAACUUCAAUAGAAACUUCCAGUUUGAUCUCGCUGUUGAAUAUUUAGAAAGAGGUCUAUUAAUUAAAGAAGCUAGUGUAUCUCCAAAAGACCUCUUCAUUGCUAGUGCACUUGAUUGCUUGUCACAAGAAUAUACAAGAAGAGGCGAAUAUGAAGUCUCUCUUAUAUAUGAACAGAAAUGUUUUUUAAUGCGUCUCAAAGUUCUACCGUCAGAUCAUAAAGACAUUGGCUAUAGUUUAUCAAACAUAGGCAAAAUUUAUGAAAAUCUUCAUAAACCUAUAUUGGCACUUGAUUACUAUCAACAAGCAUUAGCUAUCUAUAGAAAAUGUCUACCUCCCGAUCAUGAUGAUCUGUGGGAGAUGGAAUCAAAUAUUGAACGUCUUUCGGAAGGACUUGGAAUAGAACUCGAUUCAUCAGAUUGA